Molecule: messenger RNA, 6384 nt
Organism: Hypanus sabinus (Atlantic stingray)
Lineage: Eukaryota; Metazoa; Chordata; Chondrichthyes; Myliobatiformes; Dasyatidae
Product: rho GTPase-activating protein 6-like
Exons: 12
Coding region: 2357-5215 (952 amino acids)
Biological process (GO): signal transduction
Source: RefSeq, a predicted model, not a curated record
AAGAGGACGAGGACUGUUAGAAUGGGAAACAGUGUCUUCACCCAGAAUGUGACACCACUGGACUCCCUGUCAUCACCCAGGUCUCAUCACACACGAGGAGCCAGAGGUGUCAUACUGUUUACUUUUUGACUUGUUUCCUAAAUGCACCUUAUCAUUUGUUAAUUUGUUCAUGGUAAUAUUACCUUGUGCAUUUUGUGUGAGAGUUAGGUGUACUGUGUUGUGCACCUUGGUCUGAGGGAACGUUAUUUCAUUCGAUGGUAUACAAUUGAAUGACAAUGAACUUGAACUUCAAAUGAAAAGCCAGUAGAGUAAUUCAAUAUUUGCCAAUUGUGCAGCUUGGGCAUCACCAACAACACAUAACUAUAUAACCAUAUAACAAUUACAGCACGGAAACAGGCCAUUUCGGCCCUUCUAGUCCGUGCCGAAUGCUUACUCUCACCUAGUCCCACCGACCUGCACUCAGCCCAUAACCCUCCAUUCCUUUCCUGUCCAUAUACCUAUCCAAUUUUACUUUAAAUGACAAUACCGAACCUGCUGCUACCACUUCUACUGGAAGCUCGUUCCACACAGCUACCACUCUCUGAGUAAAGAAAUUCAAAGGCCUUACUGAAGUCCUUAUAGACAACAUCCACAGCUUUACCCUCGUCAACUUUCCUCGUAACCUCUUCAAAAAAUUCAGUAAGAUUUGUCAAACAUGACCUUCCACGCACAAAUCCAUGAAACAGUGCCAGGGUGAUUCUUCUUCAGCAGCUAGCCACUGGUCUAAAUGUCUACUCCCUCAGCUUCUUCGGUUACACUCCACGUUAUUGAGUAUGUUGCGAAGGAUUCUAAGUUAUGAAAAGGGCACCUGGAACAUGGGAACAUUAUCAUCAUCGAAUUCUCUUCCUCAAACCAUUUUAUAGUGGACGUACACUAUUGCUGAAGGAAUGAUUUGACCAGCUUGAAGUUGUUUCAUCAUGUGAUUUAGUAGAGAUGCGUAAAACAAACGAGUGGACAUUUGUGCAAGUGUGUUGCACGGGAUUCAUGAGAAUAUGAUCUGCAUGAUAUUUGGGGGUUAAUAAACUCAAGGUUGUUGCAAGAAAAAAGUGUGUGAUGUUGGCAGUAAAACGGUUGAUUAUUACAGCUUAGCUUAGUGAAUGCAUAUCCAUGGAUACUUAAAAACAAUGGCAAAUAAUGGAAAAUUGUGCAAUUUUUUAUGGGAGUCCCAACCCCAAAAGAUCAUCAGAAGCAAAAAUUCCUUCAGGAUUAUAGUAAAUCUUUUUUUCAACUCUGCAGUAGGUGAAAAUGAGUCCUUUAAACUCCCACUAUAACUCCACAUGCGAAAAACAUCAUCUCGGAUUUAACGCAUCUACUCGAAGGGAUCUUCUCCGAUUUCAUAGAUUUGUACUUUCUAACCUCCUCGCUGGUCUCAUGAGUAGCCAUUUAAGGGCGAAAACAAACGGUUAUUUCUAUCUGAAAUGUGUUUUCGCCUCUCUGUAAUUUCAGUUCUCACGUGUCCACUCUUUCGCUAAUACCCCUCUCCAUUUAAUUCGCUUAGCUUGUCAUUUUCCUGUAUUGGUAAGCUGUUCAUAUCUGGUCUCCAGUCCUGAUCGGUUUCAGGUACAGCUCAGUGCUUGGGUCCCUGCUUCUGACACAGAAGUCUGAAACAUCACCGCAGGGAUUUCUGAGCUAACAUCCCAAUGUGGUACUUUUCGCGGGGCAGUAUUUCAAGUUGCUCAGUCCAUUUUGAAAAGGGCGUUUUAAACCAGCCGGUUUUUGUCGACAGACAGCAGCCAGAGGCAAGCUACCUGUUCAUUAUCAGUUUAAUGCUUGCUGCUGCCUCGGCGGCUCCAAAAAACAAGGAAAACGCUUUAAAAUGAGCAGGUUACACAAAUGUCUUCGCUGUUGCUUCCUUCACGUUUCCGCUGAUCCCUGAAACGAGGUGACCUCUCGAGUCCCCCACCAGUUUUGUUACGUUUUCAUGGACUUGGUUUAGGGUUUAAAUAUCGAUCGAACAUUUUCUGACACGGCGUCUGUGCAGUUGCGCGAGGGUUAAGAGGGUGAAUGGUUUGCCAAGUUUGAGCGGUGCGGAUGUGAGUUGGUGUCGCUGGCUCGGGCUCUCCCCUCCCCUUGUCAGCUUCAGUUCCAGAUUCGCCCGUGUCAAUUUCAGUCACCGCGUGCAAGUGUCUUUCCGCCUCUCCGGGAUCUGUCUCCUUCGAAGAUGAGAGUGUCAGGUCGCCAGGACCCCGGACCGGUUUGCUCCUUCAGCAGACCUAGUCUCCGAACAACCUGAGUUCCCCCCUUCCCCCUUCAAAGCACAGAACACCGCCGCAAGUCAAGCGCCGCUAUCCGAGAGGAGAGCAAACUUGCUCCGAAGAUGUCGACACAAGGUCUAUUUCAAGGUGGGGGCGGCGGCGGCGGCGGCGGAGGAUGGUUGAAUGCCGUUUUAUUUUGCUCCUCGCCAUCGGCCAAGACUGUAUCCAAAAGGAAAUUGCGCCAGACCCGAAGUUUAGACUCCGCUAUUACCCGAGGCUACGCGACCGAUACCGAACUGGCGCAGGAUGACUUUCAUGUCCUGGGGUGUACCAGCCUGCGCUCCAAAUACUCGAGCGCCAACAGCCCCACGUCUCCCCUCAGCUCGGCCGAGAGCUUGGCCAGCUCCCGGUCGCUGAGGUACAGGCACUGCUCCGCGGGAAGUGGCGCCACCAGCCCCCGUACUUCCCUAGAGAAAUCCUUCUCCACUAACAUCUGCAACGAAUACGACCAGAGGGGGAGUGUAAAAAGAACUGCCGCCUGGGAUCUCUCCUUCCUCCCCAGGAACCAGGGUCAGAACCUGGCCAGCAAUACCUUCUUCUCGCCAAGGAAGUGGCUACAGAAGAAACCACACCAGCCCGAUAGCCAGUCUUACAUAGUUUGGAGGUCAGAGGGCGACUUCACCUGGAACAGCAUGUCUGGCCGCAGUGUUCGACUACAGCCAGUCCCUAUUCAGAGUCUCUCGGAGCUGGAGAGAGUACGGCUUCAGGAAGUGGCUUUUUAUCGGCUGCAGCAGGACUACGACUUGGGCUGCCAGGUUACAAUUCCAAAAGAUGGACAGAAACGGAAAAAAUCCCUGAGGCGGAAGUUGGACUCACUGGGCAAAGAAAAGAACAAGGACAAAGAAUUUGCACCUCAUGCCUUUGCAAUGCCAUUGUCCCAAGUAAUUGUCAAUGAUCGGGCCCAGAAACAAAAGCAGGAUGCUCGGAGAGAGGAGCAAAAAGACCAUUUGGAUCUGGUGACAUCGGUUUUGCCAUUUGGGCCUAAAAAGCCCAACAAAGAACUCUCAAGCAGCAAUUCAUCUCUCAGUUCAACCUCGGAAACUCUGAAUGAACCAACAUCACCCAGUAGUCUCGAAGCUGCCCAGCGCGUGAGAAGACGGGGUGGAAUGUCUGUGGAUUCCAUCACCGACCUUGAUGAUGAUCAUUCUCGACUGUUGGAAGCACUGCAACUUUCACUCCCUACUGAAGUGCCAAACAAGAAAGAAAAGCAGAGAGACAAGAAAUUAAGCCUAAAUCCUAUUUAUCGACAGGUUCCCAGAUUAGUGGACAGUUGCUGCCAGCACCUAGAAAAGUAUGGUCUUCAAACAGUAGGAAUAUUCAGAGUUGGUAGCUCAAAGAAAAGAGUAAGACAGUUACGAGAGGAGUUUGAUCGAGGAGUAGAUGUUUUGCUUGAUGAGGAGCACAGUGUUCAUGAUGUUGGGGCCUUGCUGAAGGAAUUUUUGAGGGAUAUCCCAGACCCUUUGCUUACGAGAGAGCUCUACACAGCAUUCAUCAGCACACUUUUAUUGGAUCACGAAGAACAGCUCAGUGUCUUGCAGCUGCUCAUUUACCUCCUCCCUCCGUGCAAUUGUGAUACCCUCCACAGACUUGUGGAGUUCCUUGCCAUGGUAGCAAAUCACGCUGAGGAUACCUUGGACAAAGAUGGACAUGAGAUCACUGGGAACAAAAUGACUUCACUUAAUCUUGCCACGAUCUUUGGGCCUAACCUCCUUCAUAAACAGAAGAGUUCUGACAAGGAAUUCAGUGUGCAAAGUUCGGCUCGGGCUGAAGAGAGUGCUGCCAUUAUCAAUGUUGUUCAGAAGAUAAUUGAAAACUAUGGAACUUUAUUCCUGGUUCCCCCGGAGCUACAGAAUGAGGUGCUGAUGAGCUUGCUAGAGACAGAUCCAGAUGUUGUUGACUACUUGCUGCGAAGGAAAGCUUCACAGUCAUCGAGUCCGGAUCUGACAAGGGCAGAGGUCUCCUAUACUUUGGGAGGAAGACAUUCAUCGACUGACUCCAACAAGAUGUCAAGUGGGGAAGUCUCACCUUAUGACAAUAAUUCUCCAGUACUCACAGACAGGCUGUCAGUACAAAAGGCAGACGAUCUCAGCCCUGGUUCCGACAAGCUUUAUAAAGUUCCUGAACAAUAUGCUUUAGUUGGACACUUGAAAUCCAAAUCUAGGGACAGCUCUCCAGUCUCGUGGCCCGAGAAAGGUUUAUAUGGCAAUAUUUACCGAACCAGCCCAUUACAGCAAAGACAGUGUUCUCUUUCCCAGGGAAACCUCUUAGUGGACUGGCCUGUGCCUCAAGCCUGUUCCACAUUGUCUCUAGACAACACAAAGCUGCCCGUCCGAAGAACUCACACAACUGCAGGGGCACCCGAGUACAGGGCCCACCCUCCCGUGAGUCGUGUCUGCAGUAGUCCACAAGUGGCAGGAAGUAAGAAAAACAUUCAGCUAAGCCUGGAAUCACUGUGUCUCAGACGUGACCAACGCUCCACAGCAAGUGCGGAAGAAAUUUUUCACAGAACCUCGGACACCUCUUUCUUACACAAGAAGCCGUGGCUAACCUGCUUCAAGCACGGGGACAUCAAUCGUAACGAGAGGCGGCCCCCUCCGCCCUACCCCAUUGUACUGAGGCAAACCUUGUCCAGUAACUCUGUUACACAUCAAGAACAAGCUUUGUCAAGGCAUCAUAAUACUCAGCCAAGCUCAGCUCCAGCAGGAGAGCUGGAGGCGACGGUAUCCAAACCAUCGGCAGCCGAGCCCCGCGAGCAGGACUUGGUUCCGCCCGACAGUGAGAAUGAAGCGUGGUCCAAACAGUCAGACAAUAAGAACAACUUAACAGAGCCUGACUGGGUGGAAUGGCAAAGGGAGCGAUGGCAAAUCUGGGAGCUCCUGUCAACGGACAAUGCAGAUUCUCUUCCUGAAACUCUAGUAUGAUAGCUUGAGCUGCUGGAAUGCAGGCCUUGUUUAGGUGUCAUGUCAUAAUUUUUUAAAAUCUAAAUUUAUCCUAUCAUGUACACAAAACAUAUUUUUAUAUUUGUGUGAUAUUUUUACUUUUUACUUUUCAGGUGUAAAACUACACAGUCUUCAAUAUUCAUGUAAAAGCCAGUGUGUCUCUCAGCACUUAAAACACAAGCAUAGGACAAUGCAUUUGAAUGUUGCUGUAGCAUAAACUAUACAUGAAAUAUAUAAAUAUCUAUUCAGUGAUUUAUUUUCCAAUGAUUUGUAUUUAUAUGUACAUGUUUGGACCAUUGUAUGUCUUGAGAGGUUAUGUUCAGAACUACAUUCAGUGGGAGGGGAUUGGAGCAGGAGAUUACUGCCUGGACGUCCCUUAUUUCAUGCACUUAUCAUGUUGCUAAUAGCCAAAAGUAACAGAAAAGUGUCCCUGUUGUCUACCAACUUAACGUAAUUCCCUCUUGGUUAGCUUCUUCCAACUAGCAGGCAGUUACAGGAAAUUCUUGUCAAUUGACUAAAUGAAUUAGCCAUUGCUUUAUCAAGUUUUGACAAUUGUUGUCAAUUUUCUUUUGAGGAUACCAUUUAUUUUUCAGCUCACAUGUCACCCCUCAAAUACCAACCAGUGCUCCCUUCAGCCAUGUAGUACCUUAUUGGUGCUAAACCUACAUAGCAAAUCUUCAAGUAAUUUCCGUUCCCUUCUCCGUAAGGAAAUGUUCCCCACUCGAUAGAGAUGGUUGUAUUUUCAAUUUGUGAUUAUUGAAGGGUUAGUGAAAGACAAUCCAACUCCAGCUCCAAUGAAAUGGAAAUAUUUUUGCCUGGCAGGAAUUGAGAGAUUAUAUAUUUUAAAUAUGGGAAAAUGAUAAGUAUUUUUUCAUGUAUUCAAAUGAGGGAUUUGCAUACAAUGUACCUUUUAAAACCAGACUAAGUUACAAAUUCAUGUAAUAUGUGUUUUAUUUUCAGAAAAAAUGUUUAUUUUAUAAUAUUGUAUUUUAUCUAGUUCAAAAACUGGGUGAGCACAUGAGGGGUAAAUGAAUAGAUUACGUAGAGACAGUUGUGAUGUAUCAUCUUACAUUGUCUUAAACAGAUCUAUAGUCAUCUACAGUGCCAUUGAAUUAAAAAAAGAACAUUUAAAAGCAAGAUUGAUUCCUGAG